UGGCCCCCAGGCCUUGCAAAGCCCCUCAUUUUGGCAGAACUUACCAUGUCGACCAGCCGCAAAUUAAAAAGUCAUGGCAUGAGGAGGAGCAAGAGCCGAUCUCCUCACAAGGGGGGCAAGAGAGGUGGCAGCAAAAGAAAAUACCGUAAGGGCAACCUGAAAAGUAGGAAACGGGGCGAUGAUGCCUCUGCCCUGGUACGCUUCACACAGCACCAAGCAGCAACAAGAACAGCAGAACGGUGGCUCCCUCUCCCUCUCCCUCUCCCUCCUCUCCCUCCUCUCCUCCCUCUCCCUCUCCCUCCUCUCCCUCCUCUCCCUCUCCCUCCUCUCCCUCUCCCUCCUCUCCCUCCUCUCCUCCCUCUCCCUCUCCCUCCUCUCCCUCCUCUCCCUCUCCCUCUCCCGUCUCCUGGUGCGCUUCACACAGCACCUCUCCCUCUCCCUCUCCCUCUCCCUCGUCUCCUGGUGCGCUUCACACAGCACCUCUCCCUCUCCCUCUCCCUCUCCCUCGUCUCCUGGUGUGCUUCACACAGCACCUCUCCCUCUCCCUCUCCCUCGUCUCCUGGUGUGCUUCACACAGCACCUCUCCCUCUCCCUCUCCGUCCCCCUCCCCCUCCCCCUCUCCCUCUCCCUCCUCUCCCUCGUCUCCUGGUGCGCUUCACACAGCACCAAGCAGCAACAAGAACAGCAGAAGGAGGGCUCCCUCUCCCUCUCCCUCUCCCUCCCCCUCCCCCUCCCCCCUCCGUCUCCGUCUCCCUCCCCGUCUCCGUCUCCCUCCCCGUCUCCGUCUCCCUCCCCGUCUCCGUCUCCCUCCCCGUCUCCGUCUGCGUCUCCGUCUCCGUCUGCGUCUGCGUCUGCGCCUGCGUCUGCGUCUGCGUCUCCGUCUGCGUCUCUGUCCCCGUCCCCGUCCCCGUCCCCGUCCCCGUCCCCGUCCACGUCCCCGUCCCCGUCCUCGUCCCCGUCUGCCUCUCUGCCCGGCCGCCCAUCGUCUAGGAUGUGGGGAGCGCCUCUGCCCCGCCGCCCUGUCUGGGAGGUGAGAAACGUCUCUGCCCGGCCGCCCCGUCUGAGAAGUGAGGAGACCCUCUGCCUGGCAGCCGCCCCGUCUGAGAAGUGAGGAGCCCCUCCAUCCGGCAGCCACCCCGUUUGGGAGGGAGGUGGGGGUCAGCCCCCGCCAGGCCAGCCGCCCCGUCCGGGAGGGAGGUGGGGGGGUGAGCCCC
Molecule: messenger RNA, 1214 nt
Organism: Gorilla gorilla gorilla (western lowland gorilla)
Lineage: Eukaryota; Metazoa; Chordata; Mammalia; Primates; Hominidae
Gene: TNP1
Product: transition protein 1
Exons: 2
Coding region: 46-990 (314 amino acids)
Biological process (GO): chromatin remodeling; spermatogenesis; spermatid nucleus elongation
Cellular component (GO): male germ cell nucleus; nucleosome
Molecular function (GO): DNA binding
Source: RefSeq, a predicted model, not a curated record